AUGAAAGGAAAUUUAACAAAUUCAUCCGAAAUGUCAUCCUCAACAACAUUGAAGCCACCGCUACCGUCACCAACAGCAUUAAAUGAUGAUUUAGCAUUUGUUUCUGGCAGUACAGUUGAACGACAAGCCUAUGCUAGACAUUAUAAAAACCAGAAUGUUCAAGAUUAUGAUAUUAUGGUUGUUCAUGGUUUUAUUAGUUCUCCGACAGCUCUUAUUCAAACAAGUAUUCCUGGUUUUAAACAAAUUUUGUUUGAGCCGAUACAAAAACUAGGUAGUUUGUCGUGUUUAACAGGAACCUUGAAUUCAACUGGACAAUUAUGUCUUAAUGGUUUACAAAUGAAAAUGUAUCAUAAAGUAAAAAAUGAAACGCCAUUUGUUGUUGAUUCAGCAGGGAUCGUGACAACUACAGAUAAAACCGAUUUGACCGCGAUCGUGACACAUACAAGUACAACCGAUUCCACAGCAGCUUCCGUUGCUGUAACUGUUACACGUGAGCCAUUACCAUUCGAAAAUGAUUUAACACAAAUUUUGCCCAAUUGGCUACACCAUCAGCAGCCACUAUCAGUGCCAACUCAUGUAUUAAAAGAACGUUUUUAUAAAUUUAGUAGAGGUUACAUGGAUGCUAUAAGUCAUUAUACAUUACCAUUGCUAAUAAAUGAACAUGUGCGAGAAAUGGCAACGGAAUGGAAUACAAAUGAACAGAGGUUCUAUGAUUUAUUAAAUAUAAUUGGGCCAGUAUAUGGUUAUCGUUUACCUCAAAAAAUAAAACAACAAUUACAACUGAUAUUCGACUUUUACGACAAACAUAAACAUUUAGCACAUUCAUCAAAAAUUAAAGAGACAAUUGACUACGUGAAUUAUUGUUUACCCAAAGAAAUAGAUUUAGUUCCGGCGAUACAAAUUAAAGGUUUCUGGCCUGAUGAUGUUCAACCGUUUCUUGAACGUUUUAGAAAAAAUUGUCCACAUUUAUAUAAUGAAUUAAUAUCGAAGACAUCGAUGCAUCUCAUUGCUAAAUGGUCAAAAAAAACUUCAGCCAUCGAUCAGGAACUAGAAUUUCGCUAUUCAUUUUCAGCACUUGAACGUUUAUUAGCGGACAAACGUACACAAAAUGAACAAAUCUUAAAUGGUAUUGCCCGAUCAAUCUAUUAUCGAUAUUUGACAAAAACUUCUGGUUCUAACCUCAUACCAUCGUAUUUUGUUAAGACAACGGUACUGUGGAUGUGUGAAACAAUGUCUGAUUUAAUCAAUAAUAUUGUUGGUGACAAUGCUGAAUCUAUAGCACGACAGCUUGGUUUUGAAUGGAUAAAAUUUGCUACGAAACAAUUACGAGAAGGUAUUUGUCUACAUUAUUUUAUUGAAAAUUUAAAUAUACUCAAAUACUAUAGGCCAGAAUUAUUAGUUGAAGCAUGUGAUAUUCUUGAGUAUAAAGUCAAAUUAGACGAAAUAGUGCGAUUAGAAUUUAUGGAGAUACAUCAACAAAUGGUAAAAGUGAUAAGUAAAAAUACUGAACAAUUUGUACGACAAAUGAAACUCACUGAUUUAAUUCAAGCAAUAAAUGAUUACUAUGAAAUGUCACAUGUGUGGUGGUCUUCGGCUAGUGAUGAUAACAACAACAGUAACAACGAUAUUCCUGUACAAUCAUGUUUAACAAUAUUAAAUACUUUAGCUUGUGCUGAUAGCAAUCAAUCAGAUUGGAAAAUAUUUCGUCAAUUGAUAUUUAGGAAUGAACAGAUGGAGGAGGAGAACGAACAAGACUUACCAGUAUGGGGCGAAAAUGUAUCGAUAUGGGGCCCAAAAGAUUUUGUCGAAAAUUUAAUUGCUGCUCCAUUCUUACUUAAAUCAACCCAUGAAAUUUUAAAUAGUGAUACGUUUACUGGUCGUUGUCCCGAAUAUAAUCCAUUUGAUAUCAAAAGUUUUCAAAAUGUUGCACAAGAUAUUAUGAAUCCGGAUCAUCUAAAACAUGUUAUUAUAUCGACAUUUGGUCCGUUAUUCACCAAUUCUCUUUUCGGUAUUGAUCAAAAUCGAAUGGAACAAGUUUUAAAAUCAUUUUUUCAACGAAGUUUAACGCAAGAUCAAGGAAUUGGACCUCAAUUAAACUUACAAGUGGAAAAUGUGCACUCCCGUUCAAAUCAGAGUCUGCUUAGUGGGGAUACUACUAACAACGACAGUAACCGUUUAAAUUUUGAACAUGAUUCGUACGAACCUCAACAAUUACAAAGGAGAACACAACAAUGUUGUUCCCGUUGUUUUACUGCUCAUUUUAUGAAUUUAUUGCAACAAGCACCAUCAAAAGAUAUGACUAUAGGGGAUUACAUUGAUCACGAACAAAAACUAAUUGAAGAACAACAUAAGCAAGCUGAAUUAGACGAUGAUUUAAUGGCACAUGUCUUACAAGAAUCUCUUAAUGAUCAGCAAGAUGCUGAACAACUUUUAUUGUUAAAUUUCGAAGAACACAAUAAUCAGCAACUACCAUCAAAUGAUGUAACUGUUGAAGAACCUAGAGUAUAUAACGGUCUAUUGAUCAGUGAUUCGGAGCCAUUUCUCAAUGAUACUGAACAGACAUCAAAUGAUGACAAUCAAAAACAAAAAGUUACGUCAAAUGAGAUUUAUGUUGACGAAGAGCAAAACAAAGAAGUAGAAUUAGACAACAACGAUUUAUCCACAACAAUGAGUUCAUUGAAAUUAUCUCUCGUUGAUCAACAAGUAGAAUCAUGGGAUACCCAAACACAAGAAUCAACAAACAGUCAACAACAAGUCUUCUUAAAUAACCUAACUGUUACAGAACAAUGUUUAAUCGACGAGCAAAAUAUACAAGCUGAAUUAGAUAACGAUGAACGGUUGGCACGAGCAUUACAAUUAUCCUUUGACGAUGAACACAAUAACAAUGAAGCUCAACAAACUGCUCAAUAUGAUGAAGAUCAUUUACUAGCUCUUGUCUUGCAGUCUAUGGAUGAUUAA
Messenger RNA from Didymodactylos carnosus, 2958 nucleotides. The record is from the annotation of a GenBank genome assembly. NCBI's taxonomy places the organism in Eukaryota, Metazoa, Rotifera, Eurotatoria, Philodinida, Philodinidae.